Neolamprologus brichardi is the source of this 767-nucleotide messenger RNA. NCBI's taxonomy places the organism in Eukaryota, Metazoa, Chordata, Actinopteri, Cichliformes, Cichlidae. The record is from RefSeq and is a predicted model, not a curated record.
GAUACGACAUCAUGCUUUUAAAACUGUCUACACCUGUCCGACCAAGCAAAACGAUUCAAUUCAUUCGACUUCCCCGCCGUGAAAUGACAUUAAAUGAAAAUGAGAAGUGUCGAGUGGCUGGAUGGGGUAAGAUAAACACUCGUGGUAAUGUUGUUGACGACCUGAGAGUGGUGGAUGUGUCGGUCAUCAGCCCACAAGUCUGCAGGGAAAGAUGGGGUGGUCUUCCUCCCAAUAUUAUCUGUGCAGGUGGAUACAACACAACAAAGGGAUUCUGUCAGGGUGAUUCUGGUGGCCCUCUGGUCUGCAAGGGAAUUGCUGUCGGUAUUGUUUCUUUCAACAAACGGCUUCCUGGAACCGAGCUGGGAGAUUGUAACUAUCCGGAUAUCCCCAAUGUCUAUACGGAUAUCUCAAAACACCUGAACUGGAUCAGGAAGAUUCUCCAGGGGGAAAAAAAUGCACAUAUCAAAGCCAGAAUUGCAGGAAUGCACAACAUGUUGCAGAAGACUCUUUCACUGCCCUCUCUGCCCCACUUUCAGCCCUACUGUCAGGGCAAAGAUAUAAAUGGACACAUUAAAAAGGCUUUGCCUUUCAAAGUUAUGUUGCUUCUUCAGUUUGCUGCCACCAGGAAGGAGCCUGGAGAGCCUCCGGGCCAGAACCAGCAGACUGAGAGGCACCUUCGUUCAUCAGGCUGUCAGGAUGCUGUCAGGAACUCACUCCAUGCUCUCCCACACACCAACUCCAGACCUGCAUUCACCUCUUCCCUCUGA